This is a messenger RNA of Funneliformis mosseae, 183 nucleotides long. The record is from the annotation of a GenBank genome assembly. NCBI's taxonomy places the organism in Eukaryota, Fungi, Glomeromycota, Glomeromycetes, Glomerales, Glomeraceae.
UACAAAGAUGAAUCAUUGAUCGAAGAAUUGGAUGAUUUAGUAGGUGAUUUACUAUUUGACGACACCGCGAAGAAAAUGGGCAGCAAGAACAACAGAGAUAUAGAUAUAGAAUUACAUAAUGAAGAAAAUUUGAUAGUGGAUAUUGAAAAUGCUGUAAAUGAAUUGGAAAAUAUUUUGUUGUAA